Molecule: messenger RNA, 10890 nt
Organism: Monodelphis domestica (gray short-tailed opossum)
Lineage: Eukaryota; Metazoa; Chordata; Mammalia; Didelphimorphia; Didelphidae
Gene: OSBPL6
Product: oxysterol binding protein like 6
Cellular component (GO): perinuclear endoplasmic reticulum; cytosol; plasma membrane
Molecular function (GO): cholesterol binding
Source: RefSeq, a predicted model, not a curated record
CCGGCGAGAGUCUUCGGGGCAAGUGAUUCCCUGACUCCUAGGACUCCCAAGGGUGCACACUUGGGCGCAAGCCCAGGAAGUAAAUCCCGCUCCGGGGCUCGGGCAGCUCCAGGAGUCCGGGUCUUGGCGCCGCCCCACUCUUAGCUCCCAGCUCCCGUGCCUCUCUCGCUGCAGGGAGGGGCACCCGGGUCCUGGCGGGGACUGCGGCCGACAGCAGACUGGGGCCGGGAGCCAAAAGCAUCCUCCAGCUUCUCCAGCCCCACAGCCCGGGGGCAUCUCCUCUGCCCAGGGCAGCGAGGGGGCGGGGACCCAGAGCCCUCCCUGUAAUUCCUGCCCCGCCCGCAGGAGAGGAGGGGCUGCGGCUUGGCGGACCACUGAAGGCGCAGGAGCCGCUGCUGCUGUCUGGGGUGACCGAGACUUGGGUGCAGGAGGCUUCUCCAUCCAGCCCCACUGUAGCCUCUCUAGCUCCCGCUCCCUCUUCCUGCUAAAGGACUCGGAUCAGAUCUGGGCGGCUCUUCUUUCCCUGCAGGUGGGAGGACUCUCUAUCAAUCCCAACUUGCCUCAGUUGCAUUGAUGUAUCAGUUUUAAGGAUCCAUUAAGGUGGUAUGAUGGCCUGUGGACUGGGAACUCUGAAAACUACCUCACACUGCUGGUUUAAUCAUCCCCGAGACUGCUGAUGAUUUUCAAUGCACAGAGUACUGUGAACUACCCCAUGCUGGGGUUCAAAGUCUAGCCCAAGGCUUGGGUUAUUUGGUUAUCCUCGAAGUUCACCACAACCUUUUACAUCAAACCUGAUCUGCAAAAUGGAAUAAGGCUAAAAAAUUAAUCUUCUUGACUACAUUGGGAUGGUCUUUGGUGCUUGUGAAUAGAUUCUCACUGCAACCAUGAGUUCAGAGGAAAAGGGCAUAUCCCCUGCUCACAAAACCUCCACUCCAACUCAUAGAAGUGCCUCCUCUUCAUCAUCCUCCCAAAGGGAAAGUAGGCAGAGUGUCCACAUCUUAGAGAGGAAUGCUUCUACUGGCAAUGAGCCAUCUGCAAGCAGGCAGUUACUAGAAACUGAACCUGUCUCACUCUCUAAGGAGGCUGACAGCUGGGAAAUCAUAGAAGGCCUGAAAAUAGGCCAGACUAAUGUCCAGAAGCCAGACAAACAUGAAGGGUUUAUGCUGAAGAAGAGAAAAUGGCCUUUAAAAGGAUGGCACAAGCGGUUUUUUGUCCUGGAUAAUGGAAUGUUGAAGUAUUCAAAAGCACCACUUGAUAUUCAAAAAGGCAAGGUCCACGGGAGCAUCGAUGUUGGCUUAUCAGUUAUGUCAAUUAAAAAGAAAGCUCGAAGAAUAGAUCUGGACACCGAAGAACACAUCUAUCAUCUAAAGGUGAAAUCCCAGGACUGGUUUGACGGUUGGGUCUCCAAACUCCGCCAUCACCGAUUAUACCGUCAGAAUGAAAUUGUAAGAUCGCCGAGGGAUGCUAGCUUUCACAUAUUUCCUUCAACCUCCACGACAGAAUCUUCACCAGCUGCUAAUGUAGCAGUUAUGGAUGGGAAGGUACAACAAAACAGCUUCCCCUGGCAGCCACCUAUACCAUGCAGCAAUAGCCUUCCUGCAACAUGUACCACUGGCCAGAGUAAAGUAGCAGCUUGGUUACAGGACUCUGAAGAAAUGGACAGAUGUGCAGAAGAUCUUGCACACUGCCAAUCAAACCUUGUGGAACUUAGCAAGCUCCUUCAAAACCUAGAGAUACUGCAGAGAACUCAGUCAGCACCAAACUUCACUGAUAUGCAGGCUAACUGUGUAGAUAUUUCAAAGAAAGACAAGCGAGUCACAAGACGAUGGAGAACAAAAAGCGUCAGCAAAGAUGCAAAAAUACAACUUCAGGAAGGGCCACCUCCGAAGGGCCAAUUCAGCACCACACGGCGCCGGCAGAGGCUAGCAGCAGCAGUGGCUACAACAGUUCCUUUCAGUGCAACAAUGUCACCUGUAAGACUACAUUCCUCCAACCCCAACCUCUGUGCAGACAUUGAAUUUCAGACUCCCCCAAGUCACCUGGCUGACCCCUUGGAGACAUCCACAGAUUACACAAAGCUUCAAGAAGAAUUUUGUCUCAUUGCUCAGAAAGUGCAUUCCCUCUUGAAGUCUGCUUUUAACAGCAUAGCGAUUGAGAAAGAGAAGCUUAAACAGAUGGUUUCUGAACAGGAUCACAACCAAGGCCAUAACCCGCAGAUGGCCAGGCUCAGACAAUCGCUUUCUCAGAGUGAUGGAGCAAACAAAUCCUGGGCACUCAACCAAAAUGCUGAACUGCGGAGUCGCUUGAACCGAAUACAUUCAGAGUCUAUUAUUUGUGAUCAGGUUGUCAGUGUAAAUAUUAUCCCUAGCCCCGAUGAGCCUGGGGAGCAAAUCCAUGUCAGUCUCCCUCUGUCACAGCAAGCUGCUAAUGAGAGCCGCCUUUCUAUGUCUGAAUCUGUCUCAGAAUUCUUUGAUGCCCAGGAAGUGCUCCUCUCAGCUAGCUCAUCAGAAAAUGAGGCUUCAGACGAUGAGUCUUAUAUCAGUGAUGUGAGCGAUAAUAUAUCUGAAGACAAUACCAGUGUUGCAGACAACAUUUCCCGGCAAAUCCUUAAUGGAGAACUGACAGGAGGGGCGUUCCGAAAUGGGCGGCGAACUUGCCUCCCAGCUCCAUGUCCAGAUACUAGCAACAUUAAUCUGUGGAAUAUUUUGAGAAACAAUAUUGGCAAAGAUCUAUCUAAGGUCUCUAUGCCUGUGGAAUUGAAUGAACCCCUCAACACUCUGCAGCAUCUCUGUGAAGAAAUUGAAUAUAGUGAGCUCUUGGAUAAGGCUUCAGAAACUGAUGACCCAUAUGAACGCAUGGUCCUCAUUGCUGCAUUUGCAGUUUCAGGAUACUGCUCAACCUACUUCAGAGCAGGAAGUAAGCCAUUCAACCCUGUGCUUGGUGAGACGUACGAGUGCAUUCGAGAAGACAAGGGAUUCCGUUUUUUCUCAGAGCAGGUUAGCCACCAUCCACCCAUUUCUGCCUGCCAUUGUGAAUCAAAGAAUUUUGUGUUUUGGCAAGAUAUAAGAUGGAAAAACAAGUUCUGGGGGAAAUCCAUGGAAAUCCUACCUGUGGGAACAUUGAAUGUGAUGCUUCCAAAGUAUGGAGAUUACUACGUAUGGAACAAAGUCACUACGUGUAUCCACAACAUCCUCAGUGGAAGGAGAUGGAUAGAGCAUUAUGGAGAAAUCACUAUUAGAAAUACAAAGAGCAGUAUUUGUAUCUGUAAACUCACAUUUGUCAAGGUGAAUUAUUGGAAUUCUAAUGUAAAUGAAGUCCAAGGGGUUGUCAUGGAUCAGGAAGGAAAAGUGGUUCAUCGUCUCUUUGGAAAGUGGCAUGAAGGAUUAUACUGUGGAGUUGCACCAUCAGCAAAGUGCAUAUGGAGGCCCGGUUCCAUGCCAACCAAUUAUGAACUCUACUAUGGCUUUACAAGGUUCGCAAUAGAACUCAAUGAAUUAGAUCCCGUUCUGAAAGAUCUCCUUCCUCCAACAGAUGCUCGAUUCCGGCCAGAUCAAAGGUUUUUGGAAGAAGGAAAUUUAGAAGCAGCAGCUGCUGAAAAGCUAAGAGUAGAAGAACUCCAAAGAUCCCGAAGGCGAUACAUGGAAGAAAAUCACCUGGAACACAUACCAAAAUUUUUUAAAAAAGUCAUUGAUGCCAAUCAAAGAGAAGCAUGGGUUUCUAAUGACACCUAUUGGGAACUUCGAAAGGACCCUGGUUUUAGCAAAGUAGAAAGCCCCGUACUCUGGUAACCCAAGACUAUAGAUCCGAGUACACAUAUCACACUCUGAAUGAAUAAAUAACUAUGCACAAUGAUGUUUCUUAUAGCUAAGCGUGGUUUGUGGGUCUACAGAAAACUUACCAUUUGCUUUUCUAUUCAUCUUUAUAAUGGACUUUCAAAAGUGCAUUAGACCAGGCCCCUGACCACUUUGGGAUCCUUUCUGUUUUGCUGCAGCCAUACUCCUUAAAACGUCCUCACCCUCGACACACAGAAUAAAGGGAGCAGAUAAAAGUAAUCCAAAGUCUGAAGAGUUUGUAAAGGAAAAAUACUGUAACUGGUGCUUAAAGCCAACCUCGAGAGUUCAAAAUAAUAUGUAUAAAUGUAAAAAACACAAAUUUGGUCAUUCGCUUGGAAGAGCCAUGAUUAUAUGCUAUAAACUCCUGGGUCACAGCUGCGGGUCAGUUCAGGCUUGACAUUUGUCUGUCCUUUGAUGUGACAUGCUUGUGCUGGCCUUGUUAAAAACAAAAACAACAACAAAACACGAUGCUUUGGGAAACCUGUUCCAUCCAUACGCCAUUGUUCAUGCCUUAAGAAAUGUGAAGAUGUAAAAUAAAUCAUUUUAAAAUGUGUGCUCUUAGGCUGGUGUGAAGAACAGAUCUUUUUGAAGCAUGGUAUGGUUCCCAUUCUGGGGGUCAAAGAAAUCCCCAAAAUGAGCAUAAACGGGUAAUCACAUGGCAAGGAGAAGCAGCACUUUGGCUUUGAUAAGAUGGAUACUAGGAUUGGGAUCCAUCAGAAGAGAAAUAGAAGGCUGCAUCCAGUUUGCUAAUUAAGAAGUUCCUAUCCUAAAGUACCUUCCUUCACUGAGAAAUAAUUCCUGCUGGUCUUGAAAUCACAGUGAGCCCUUUUAGUGGAGAAAAUCUAAUUUGCAUACUUUGCAUCAGUGUUAAGGAAUCUUCGAAGGAGAACCUGAAGGACAUGAAGAGCCCUUCAGGGCUCAAUAGUACCAUAAUCUUAACUGUCAUUUUUAUGUAAGGCACAGAGGAGAUUUAAUUACAUAGAUUUAGAGCUGGGAUUUGUCAUCACUUUGCUUGCCAACCUCCUGACUUCCUUACCCAGGAUUCCUAGAUAAAUUUCAGUAGGGACGGGAAGAGGAACACUUAUUAGCAUUAAUAACUGCUCAUUUGUAUUGUCUAAGUGAGUUCUAUGCAAAACUGUGUUUUAUGUUUUCCAUUAAGUGAUUCUGAAUUUUUUCAGGGAGGAAACAAGAUUUUGGUUAGUAGCUUGCCAUUUAUUUGUCAAGCACUUCAAUGUUUUUGAGGAAUGGAUGAGGAAUUCAUUGCUUUACCCCAAAAGUGGCCAUACCUGUAUUCUGCAUCAUUUUGAACCUGUUUUUCCACUACCACGUAGAAGGGUUCUGCAGGCAAAUUGCAUCAGUAUUCAGUUUGUUUUGCAUGUAAAUGGCAAAAUUAACACCUGUAUGAAUAUCUCAAAAGAUUUUCUUACAGAAUGCCUACAUAUACACUCAUAUUUAUUCUUAGUUAGAGCCCUGUGUCUGGGCUACAGCUGUUAUCUUAAACUGAUAACAAGAUCAUUGAAGUUUUACUUCUUUAAUCACUCAUAGUGAUUUUAGUAUUUAUCACUCCCAACAACCAAAGCCAAGGUUUGAAGUCAAAAUGUAUAUUCCAUUCUUUAGAUAAUACCUGUAUUCAGAGUAAAAAAAAGAAAAUGCUCAUGAAAGCUUAGGUAAAAGUCAUAGAAUCAUUGGGUAACUAGUUGAGUCAAUAUGGUUAGGCAGGGCACAAAUUCAGGCUUUCUCUUUAAUAGGAAUGCAAAAAGGAAGAGGAAAGCUUUACAUUGGUUUGCAUAAGGGACACACCAUUCAUAUUAAAUUAACAAAUAACCAGAUUUUGGCAUCUCCCUUAACCACCCUAAUCUGUCUCCUUCCCACUUUUCCAGUUAUUCCCAUUCCAUAUCUGUGGGUGCUUCCUCCCACAAGAUUACAUGCCUUCUUCCAUGCUCAGCCCACUCCUUUGCUGUCCAUACAACUUUCUAAGGCGUGUGCUUAUAAACAAUCUUCUUGGCCUCUUCUCAUGAGAGCAGCUGCUGACCUGCUGCAAUUAGUGUGUGAAGCUUCUCUCUUUUGCCCUCAAGAGUACUUCCUUGAAGUAUCUCAUAACACAGCCCAAACAGAGGGGAAGUGUUCUACAAGGUAUGGGGUUAUUAAAAGCCCAGUAGUAAAAAAGAAAUAAAUGAAGAAGAUUGCUAGAGGAGGCAGGGAGGCAGUUUGGGAAGGAUAAGAAAGGUAAAUAAACACUUGCCAUAUUGCAGAAUUGAGUCAGAAAGAAUAACACUUCUACUGAUGGUGUAGAUCCUAAAAUGGGUAAAAGAUCAUCUGUAAGGAAGUGGAUUUUGAGUGAGAGAGAGAGAGAGUGAGUGUGUGUGUGUGUGUGUGUGUGUGUGUGUGUGUGUGUGUGUGAGCUAACAAUCCCAUUUUAGAGUUUACAUACCCACUGGACCUGAGUUACAUGACCAUGAACCAUGUCUUAUUUAGCAUCACAGUGCCCCCAGACAAUUCUCUAAAAUAAUUUACAAUUUACAUCAGUGGAAGGAGUUUCCAUGUUGGAUAUGCUACACACUGAUAAGAUCCCAAGUCUGGACCUUCUCCCAUGCCCUUUAAAAAAAAAACACCUAAAAUCCUAUAUGACUUAAUUUUUUAGGUGGAAAUCUCCUGAUUAAACUACCAUUUGAAAAUGUUCAAUAAAGCUUUUUAGAAAAUAUUACAUUGAAUAUUAUAAAAGCUAGAAUUUGUAUGUGCAUUUGUACUUCCCAUUGGCUCAUUUCUAAUAUAUUAGUUGUGUAGUAUUUAAAUGACUGGUAUUGUUUCUCUUCAGAUUUCUGCUCACAGUCGUGUAACUAAGACUAUUUCUAACAACAGAAAUGUAGAAUAAUAUAGGACAGUUUUUUGAUAAAACUUAAAUGGGUUUUUGGAGUCAUUAGCACUCUAUAUGCCUAUUUUAUUUCUAAAAGGCCUCUGUCCACACAAACUGGGAUUUCCAAUAGUGUUGUGUUUCCCCAGAGAUUUGUGCACCACCUUUGCUUUCAUUAUUUUUAGCCAUUAGGGAGAGCAACAAUAAAUGAUUAUGACCUUGUGCCUGUGGAUGUGCAAAAUGGAUCAGUGGUACAGCCCAGCAAGGAAGCAGUGACAGAAACAAAUUAUUUUGUUGCAUGAAUAUUGCUGCCUAGCGUGUGAAUUUGCUCUCUAAUAACCCAGUUUUUUAAAGACAUUUUUCAUUAAAAAGAGUGUAUUUCCACAGUUUGAAAAAUGCAUUCCCUAUUUAGAAUUUCCAUAUCAAUUAUGAAUAAAUGAACAAAGUCAUUAUUAAGACUUUAUAAUGUGCAAUGCAUUGGGUAUACAAAUAGAAAAACAAGACAAUCCCUGAUCAGAAAGAGUUCAUUUCCUCUUACAGAAAGACAACACAUAGAAAAGGGGAGAUGGAAGGGUCCAUUGAGCCUUAGGGUACAGUUACAAGGCAGAUGAUGCAACUUCUUUAAUCAAGCUCUGAUUUUAUAAACAUAAUUUAAAAUAGCACUCUAGAUCUUUAUAUAAUGAAAGAGCUUUCCUUUCCAAAACCCAUUAUCAUCACUUAAGAGAUCAAGUACAAAGGGUAAUUAUCCAAUUCUUGAAUUCUCAGACAUGUCUUUCUCAUCAUUCUUCUAACUUCUUCCUGUCUCUUAGAUAUUUCACCAAAUUGUUUGCUUCUCCACCAAGAAAUGGUUGGAAAAAAUCAAGACAAAAACUAAAAUCAAUUCAUUUUGUUUAGCAAGCCAAUUAAAUUUAGAGCUGGUAAGAAGUAGGGGUAAUAUUUGUCUAGCUAAAAGGUAGUUGAUAUGGCCAUCACAAUACGGAUUUUAAUUGUCCAUUCUUUGCCAAUCCCCUGCCUUCACAGAUAAAAUGAUGAUGGGGUAAAUGAUUGGCACAAAGUAGGGGAUUCAAAUAAGAGCAAGUUAUUAAGGUAGUCCAGCCUGUGUACAAAAGUGAAGUCAUUUUCCAAGGAACCAUUAGGUUAAAGGUUUAUAAAAAAUCACAUCUAUGUUCAGACCCUCUAAUGACACAAUCUGGAAUCUGUUUUCAUGCAUUAGUGAUUUUCUAGUUGAAAAGGUCACCCUUGGAUUUAAGACUUCAGAACAGGCCCAGGGCUUCGGAAAUGCACUGCUUAAGCAAGACUAGCAUCCCACCCUUGUAAAUUCUUUUUUGUUGAAUUCCUUUUAUAAUUAUCAACGAACAAUUCAAGCACCUUGGCGUGUUUGCACCCAUGUUUAAUCUAUAUUAUAUUAUUCUAUUUCUGAUGCAAAACUUGAAGAACUUGUUCAGCCCCAGACCUUUUGUCAGUAGAUCCAUUUAGAGGAAAUGACAAAAUAUAUCAUUCCCUCUAGGAAAGGUGAUAUUGACUCUUCUACAUAGAGGCUUAAUAGUAUAAAGAGAGAAUCCCUUAUUCAAGAUAGCAAGAUAAAAGCAAUAUAUCCAAAAUUUUAAGCACAUGCUCCCCAAAUGAAUAAACCACUUAAAUUUGGUUUAUAGCUAAAUGCAGUUAUUCCUCAAUAUUCUAUUCUACAUCCUCUUAUCUUUCAAAGCAAUGAAUUGAUUUGCAUUCCCUCCAGUUCUUGAACUGUCAUUCAAGAGACAGAGAUGUGCUUAGACAUCUCUUUUAUUUGUUCAUUUUUUGUAGGUUUGGAUAUGACAUUCUGCUUUUGUAAAAUAUGCAAUAUUUAUGCAUGCCUGUAGGUUUAAAAAGAAACACUGCAACUAUUACAAAGAGACUCUUCAUGGACUAAAAACAAUGCAGUGCAGUUCUAGAGUUCUUGUUACCUCAGUGUUUUCAAAUAUAGAGCACCUGGUAGAUUUUAUGACUUGUUUUCUGCAGAUUUUUUUUCUGUAAUGUGAAAUGUGUAUAUUCAUCUUUCCAUUCUGUCCCCCUCACCUCCAUUUUCCAUUGACUGUGUUUGUAUGGAGAUGAGACAGCGAAAGAGAAUUGAAGCCAGUUUGAGGUCUCAAGAAAAAAAGAUAUAAUCCAAUUUUCAUAUUGCCUAUUUCUUCACAUACUUCUUAGCCACUGUAAUGAGCAGACGAACUUCUCAGCACUGUUUAAAUCUUUCUUCUGUUACUGUAGAUUUCCUCUCUUCUCCUCUAUUAUACUUUAUGUCUUCUCUCAUCCCCAUAAGUCUUCAAUACUUAAAAUAAUGUCCUAGAAAAAAAUAAGCUACUUAUUUUAAGAAGGUUACAUCAUAGUUCUUGAAGGUCAUUGUUAUGUGUGAAUAAACAAAGUCUUUCAAAACCUCCUUUACAAAUACACAUGCCACCACUCAUGCCACUGAUAGACAUCAGUGCUAGCAAAGGUGGCCCAACAGAACUUGAACAAUAUACUAUCUAAAUAUUAAAUUUCGCAGUCUUAAAGAAACAAACCCUCAUUUCAAAAUGACUGUGUCCAUGAAAUUCUAUCCUUCUGGAAUUCAAACUGGUUGCAACACUGAUGAAAGUGUGUUAACUGGGUAUUUAUUUUCCUCUUGUAGUAAAAUAGUCACUGAAAGAGCAUUGCGAAUUCAGAAUUCUUGCUCUUGAGACCCUGUGGUUUUGAUUUUUAAUAAUGAUUAUUGGGGAGUGUCUGUGUCUCUAAGACUUUGUUUUUCUUACAAGACAUGUUUGUCAUCAGCUUUACUCAAUGAGAUUUUGCUGCCUGUCUGCUGUGUUCUGAAUUUAUUCUGUAUCUGGGAAAAAAUGAGGUUAAAACUAAUUUUUGGCUGGAAAUGGGCACAAUUGGCAGUGCAUGGAUCUGAGUCAGUCCCCUUAAUGUGGGGUCUGAGUUUCCAGUGGCCUGUCUUCCUGACAAUUUCCAGUCACUUAGUCAAAAACACAAUACUCACCUCCAAGAGCUUACUAUAUUCUGUAACCAAAUGACAAGUAUUCAAUAUAAUGAAUUUUAAAUGAAUUUAAUAAUGAAGAGAAAGGAUAUGAAAAGCUAUGAAAGUCAAAAAUUAGCCAGGGAAAAAUUAUGUAUGAAGGGAUGCAUUUGGCACUUACCAGUGAGGGAAGUAUGGGAAAUACUGUUUUAUAGCCCCAACUCUUAUCUUCUCCCCAGUCUCAAGCUCAGCCAUCUUUGGUUCACUGACCAUCAGGGAAAGAGCAUUAUGCCUACUAUUACUACAGAGGGUUCUAGGGCAAAUCUGGAAACUGGUUGUCAGUAUUAUCUAAAAGUGUUUUUUUUUUAAUUAAAUGAAAUUAUGUACAUAGCUGAGAAUACUGUAAAGAAUCAGUUAUGGUCCCCUCCAGGAAAUAGAUAACCAUUGUAGAGGAGUCCAUCAUCCCAAGAAAUGCCAAAAGCUUUUUCCUCCUAGUUAGAUCAUUUCCCCACUGGCUGUACCAUCCAGGUGCAAGAACUUCUCAUUGAAUGCUUGUGUCGCAGAUAAAGAAUGGCUCAAAUCACAAAUCUAGAGUGAGCUGUGGGCUAACAGAACUUCCUAGAACUCUAAAGUUCCAGCUCCAGCCUUCUCUUCUCUGCAUUUUUUUUUUCCUGUUCCUCUUCUAUCUUGAUAGGAGAGAUUUGUAGUGGGCUCCAAGAGGGGUGGGUAGCCUUCUCUGAAACUAUGGAGCAGGCAGGUCCAUUCACAAUGGUUUAAGGCACAGAUAGGUAACUUCAUAAAGAAGCUAUAUCAUCAGAUCUUCACCCAGGUGGGCUACUUCCCUGAAAGUAUAGUGGAAACAAGAGUUUACCUGAAACAGGUCCACUGCAAAGUUACUCAGUUUAUUAACACGGGUGCGAAAUGUCUGGAAGGCAAUAAUCGUGGGUAGUUUGGUUUGCAUUUAUUGUGAUUCUGAGAUGGAAAAUCAGAGCCAAUCUUAAAAUGAGGUAUGGGAUUCUAACCUAAAAUGAGGUCUGGUAUUUCAAGGAGCUUUUUUUAAAAAAGGAAAAAGCCCAUAAUGAAAUUUCCUAAGACUAUUUAUUCGCUGCAAAAAUGUCUAAAUUGUGCCACCUCAAAACAGGAAUUGUGCCUCUUUAAUGAAUGUUGUAUAUAUGAGAAUGUUACAUUUGUAAGAGCACAGGAAAAUCAAUAAAUUUUAAAUGAAUUAACUAUCAAAA